AUGGCAGAUGAAUUGGUGGAAGCUGCCCAGCAUGGAAACGUGGAAAAGCUGAAGGUUUUCUUCAAGAAAGGCAUGGACGCAUCCACGACCCGGGUGCAGCAUGCAUGCGUUGUUGCCGCUCAAGCAAAGCACGAGGAGGCGGUGAAGGUUUUUCUGGAAGGUGGUGUGCCACUGACCUGUUCUGAUCGAGAAGGAAGGCGGCUCAUCCACACUUGCGCCAGAAAUGACCUUCCCAAAACGAUCAAGCUCAUGGUGUCCAUGAAAGCGGAUGUCACGAAGCCAGACAGCGAUGGUGCGCUUCCGAUAUCUUUGGCCAUCAAGAACAAGUUCCACGCCGCCGUCAAGGAACUCUUGAUGGGUGGAGCAACGGUUCCUGCCAAUGCUGAAAUGCCCGGCUUGGCCGCCAUCGUCAUGGAGGUGCAACUGGAGCAGUGCGGGAACGAGAUCCGUCCGCUGGCGGGUUGCGAGGUGGAUCCUCAGGAUAUUUUGGAAGCAGAGCGGUCCGUGCUGGAGGGUAUGCAGGAGCAUAAACGUCUUUUGAAGCUCCAGGAGGACAGUCGGGCUGCGAAGAGCCUGAUUGAGUUGGAGAGUCACAUCAAAGAAGAGGAAGAGACGUUGGAAGAGAUACAGAAGAAUUCAGCCGGGCUCAUUGAUGAGUUGAGUCAACGAAAGAUUGAUGUUCGAAAUGCGGAGACGGAAUUGAGUAAGCUGCGGAAAGAGCUGUCGUCUGUUCUUGAGACCUUCAAUGAGACCAAGGAGGAUGAUGAGAAGUUGAAAGUGGAGCUUGAAGAAAACAGCCGCCAACUGAAAGAGGCAGGGGGCGGAUCCAUGAUCGACCUGAGAGAUGCCGAUGACUUUAUUUCCACUCUGGACUACAGCCUGAUAGAUCUGAUUUCUGAUGAAUUUUUGCUGAUCUCUGUUGCUCAAAAGUUGUCGCGUUUUGACCACCGCAGUGUUGAACUUGCUGCUGUUCGCAUGGCGGAUAUCACUCUCCUAGCUGAAGCCGCGAGCUGUUUGAGUGAUGCAGUGCAAGCUCCUGCGGAUUCUUUGGACAAACUCAAGAAAGCUUUGGUCUUGAUCAAUCGGGCCGAUGAAGUCUCUGGGCCAACGCAGCCCAGAAGCUUGGAAUCCAUGCUGCUUCGUGGUUUCCAGUCUUUAGCAUCUUAUGUUCUCCAAGAUGGAGAAGAAGCCAAUGACCUCAAGAGGGCAGAAGCACACUUCAAUGCUGCAUUGAAGGAUAGCUCAUCUUCCCCCCGUGCACGGUUUGGCAAAGCAGUCCUCAGCGCACACCGGGGCAACUGGCAAACAGCCUUAAAAUCCUUUCGUGAGGUGUUGAUGCGCGCCGCCCCACAUAAGCCCACUGACGGAGUACAGGUCGUGGCAUUGCGACAUUUGAGGUUUGCUAUGGCUUUUUGUUUCGUAGGUUUGGGUCGAAUGGAAAAAGCUCAGAAGGCGCUGCUGGGCGUCAUAGAGCUGCACCCGGACCCCGAAGCGCUGUGCGCCCUGUCGCGCCUUGCAACGCGGGACUCCGUGGGCCAUGCAAAGCAAACAAACGGUGAGCCGCCACCUGAAUGGGCGCUGGCCAAAAGCUUUUUGGAGGAGGCAGCAGAAGGCGUGUGCUCCAAGCAGGUUCGUGCCGAGUUGCACUACCAGCAAGGGCGGCUAGCGCAUGUGAAAGGAGACGUGGCAAAAGCGAUGAGAGAAUACGAACAGUCAGUGGAUCUCAUGCCGCAGCACCAGAUUGCCGUGUACACUUUGGCGCAGUGCCUGGUGCACAGAAAACUCUACUCUCGCGCCAUGAAAUUGCUGGAAAAGUCGCCCAAACACAUGAGGCAAGAGCCAGAGGUGUUGAAGCUUCUCAUAACUGCUUAUCUUGCAACCAACGACAACGAGCACAACCACAAGGCACGUGAAGCUUCAGACCGCUUGGUGGCCCUGGUGCCAGAAGAUGUUGAGGCGUUGAGCAUGAAAGCAGAGGCCUACACACGUGUGAAGCCCAAGGACGCCGUCAGCACCUAUGAGCGACUGGCUCAGCUCCUGGAGUCACCGGAGAAUCAAAGCGAGGCGACGCCAGAGAUGUGGAAUAACAUGGGCACCAUCUUCAGCAUCUACGGUGACCCUGCUAUGGCGCAAAGAGCCUAUGAGAAGGGGCUUGAGUUCGUUGAGCAGCAAAUUCUGCACAGCACCGAUCCGCAAGAAAAGAAGGAGUUGGAGGUUUCCCAGAUUUGCUUGAAGUUCAACCGAGCUUUUCUGGCUGAGUCCCAUCCCUCCGGGCCUGAAAUCGCAGAGGCCGUGUCAGAGUACAUAACUAUGCAGGAGGACAAUCCUUGGUUUGCAGAUGCCUCGCUGCGAGUUGGGAAGCAGUGGCAGAGUCUGGGCCGUACGCAACAAGCCUUGCAAUCUUAUCGCAUGGCCAUGAACGACGCUCCAUUCGAGGCCAGAUUGUACAGUGCCGAAGCUUUGCGAGAAGCAGGACAAUACACCAAUGCCUUAAAGUGGGGAGAGCGAGCUUUGGCAGCUGCAGGUGAGAAGGAGGAGCACUAUGCCUACGUUUUUUUGGCGAAUUUGUACUACGAAGCUGCCACUUCCCACAAGACCCCCUCUGCAGCGAAGGACGAGUAUCUUCGAAUGGCGAUGGAGCGCUAUGUCAAGGCCCUGGAUAUAGAUAGUGAUUGUUUUGCAGCGGCCAAUGGCGUGGGCAUGGUCUUUGCACGACGUGGCAAACCAGAGAUCGCACGAAAGGCUUUCCAAUGCGUGAGAGAUCACAAGGCCAUGGAAGACAACCCGUCGAUCUACAUCAACCUGGCCCACACUUACAUCCAGACUCACGGGGUUCGGAGAAGAAAGCGGGUCUUUGGCGACGACGCAGAAAGCGAACCCGAAACUGAAGAACGGAUCGCCAACACAAGGAAGGCCAUCUCCUUGUAUCAAAAGGCAAAGGAAUUGGAUCCAGAUGAUGUUUCAGUGAACUUGCACAUUGCCAAAGCCUUGAACAAUUUAAAAGACUACGAUGAAGCUGCUGCUGUCCUGAGUGAAGCAGCCCACAACUGGCCAUUCGACAUGCUUGUCAAGAUCAAUCAGGCCAAAAACUGGGAAGACUGGGCGAAGCACACUUUGCGCGUCUACCGGGGAUUCCGUGCCAUUCAAAAGCCCGGCUGCCUGGAAAAGGUCGAAGAUGCCAGAGAUUGCUUGACAUCCGCAGUUGCUGCUUGGAAUUUCAUCUCUAACUAUUGGUCAGAGAUGACACACAUCGAAUGUGGGCUCUUGUCUCGGCGGAGUGGUCAUCCCGAAGGGCUGAAGACAUUUAUGUCGAACAUCAAGGAACACAUCGCGAACCUGCAGCAGCUAAUUGAAACGGUCAACGUUAGAGUUCAAGAGUUGGCGCGGCAAAUCCAUCACAACGAUCUCCAGUUAGAAAGGCUGAAUCUUGAGAAGAAGGAGGGAGAAAGAGAAGCCGAGAACAGAGCCAAGAACUCCGAAGCGUUUCGAAGAGAAAAACAUUUGGAAGCUGAAGAUCAAGCAUUACGAUUGAUGGAAAGCGGGAGACACAUCAGGCUGGGCCGCAACUUGGAGGCAGUAAAAGACAAGGCUGCCGCCAAGUCCAGCAACAAGAAGAAGAAAACCGAGGAGAAGCAAGAAACUCCCCAAGAGGCAGAGCAGCCAAUGCAGGUCGUGGAAGGUGGAGAGGACAUUGGCGGUGAUGCUGCCAAUACUAUCUCUGGCAUCUUUGACGAUGAAAUUCCACAUGAUGAUGAGGAAGUCGUAGUGCCUCGAGAGAGAGAAAAGAAGGACAAAAAGAAGAAAAAGGACAAGAAGGACAAAAAGGACAAAAAAGACAAGGAGAAAAAAGACAAGAAGGACAAAAAGAGAAAACAUCGAGAAAAUGAAGAUACAGCAUCUGGAUGA
Molecule: messenger RNA, 3906 nt
Organism: Cladocopium goreaui
Lineage: Eukaryota; Dinophyceae; Suessiales; Symbiodiniaceae
Source: the annotation of a GenBank genome assembly